UGUAUCAGAAUGUAGCUUCUUUACAUUCUGUGCCGUCUGACAUGCGUUCCCACGUCAUUAUCGCUGCUGUCUUGUGGUGUGGUUUUGUAGACUCGCGGAAAGUAAGAGGAAUAUCUUCUUCCUGUACGUUCACUGUCCCCUUCAAGCUAGCUUAAGGCUAAGUAGCUAUCACAUUAUUUGUAAAUUAAACUUCACGGUGUAGCGUGAUUUGUUAACAGCUCUUCAGCUUCAACAAAUACAACAUUUUGUAAGUUCCUAUGAGGUUGUCAUCGCUGUAGAUCACCGGGACACUUAAAUAGCAUAGUGCUAUCGUUAGUGUUAAUUAUAACACCUGCUUGUCCUUCUAGUACCAGUCGACAUGUUUACUAUGAGUAAAAGUUGCCUAGAAGUAUUAAAUGGAGAUCCUGACCAUUGUGUUCGUUACAAUUAAAGUUAAUUAACCAACCAGGCUUGAACAGUGCCCGUCUUUUCAUUUAAAAAAACGUCGAUAGUCUAAUUAUUAACAUGAACAAAUGUAUUUUUGAGGGAGAAAACCAUUCUCACCCAUAAUUGGUCAAUAUAUGGCUAGGGUCGCACAUGGCUAGGAUAAAAACCAAUAGGAAGGCUCAGGAUCAUCACGUGACCGCAUGUUUCAGGAAGUCAGGACACGAUCAGUUUAAAUGUAUGUAUGAGUUUGAAGCACAGUUAAGCGGGUUGUUGUACUGCAGGAGGGAGAAGGUUUAUAAGUGUGUCACCUGACAUGCGUUUCCACGUUAUUAUCGCCGCUGUCUUUUGGUGUGGUUUCGUAGACUCGCGGAAAAUAAGAGGAAUAUCUUCGUCCUACAAGCGGUUCUACAGGGAGAGGAAGUCCUUUCUGUGCAUCGACGGCUCCAAGAUCAUUCCCUUUGAGCAGGUGAACGACGACUACUGUGACUGUGAAGACGGCUCUGACGAACCAGGCACCUCCGCCUGUCCCCGAGGCCGAUUCUACUGCACCAAUCUGGGGUUCCGCCCACACUACAUCCCGUCAUCACGAGUCAAUGAUGGCAUCUGUGAUUGCUGCGAUGCUUCAGAUGAAUACAACAGCCACGCUCGCUGCCAGAACACUUGCUGGAAUCUGGGACAGAGAGAGAGAGCGUACGUGGAGGGCCAGAUGAGGACUUUGGACGAGGGUUUGCAACUCAAGCAGCAACUGAUUGAGGAGGGAGUGCUGCUCUGGAGAGAGAAACAGGCCCAGCUCAGAGAGCUUCAGCAGGUGGCAGAGGACCUACAGAUCAAAUUAGAGGAACACAGGAGGAAGAAGCACGAGGCCGACCGACUCAAAGAGCAAACGUUAAAGGCGCUGGAAGCAGGGGACAGCGGUCUUUUUAGACGUCACAACAGCACAGUAAGCGGCACUUUCAAGUUACUGGACAGCAAUAAAGAUGGCAGUAUAACGGUGGAUGAAGUCCAGGCUAAAGUGGUACUUGUCCACGAUGAAGAGCGGGUUCUCUCUGAGGAUGAAGCAAUGGCUUUGUUGGGAGGAGGCUAUCAGAUGGAUGUCACCAAGUUUCAGCACACCCUCUGGGACGUCCUGACAAAAGGAGACAGUGUCAAGAUCAGAGACGCACCAGGCGUGGGUGAAGAUCCUCACUUAAAGGCAGCUGACAGAGCUGCAGAGUGGGAGGCUACCAAUCUGAAGAAAGUCGAAGAAGCCUACGAGACAGUCAACAUGGAAAUAAGUGAUCUCCGGAAAAAGCUGGCCAUCGACUAUGGACCCGAUUGGGAGUUUCUGUUUUUGAACAGCCAGUGUUAUAAGCUGAAAGUAUACGAGUAUACCUAUACCCUGUGCCCAUUCAACCAAGUCACACAAAAGAGCACCGCAGGAACAGAGGUCUCAUUGGGGAGGUGGGGGAUGUGGGCAGAUGCACCAAAGAACCAGUACAGUCAGAUGGUGUAUGAGAACGGAGAACCCUGCUGGCAAGGAGGUUCCCGCAGUACUACGGUCACAUUGACAUGCGGAACAGAGACAGCUUUGCGAUCGGUGAAGGAGCCCAGCAAAUGCCAGUACAUCAUGGACUUUCAGACUCCUGUGGCCUGUCAGCUGGUGCUGAAGCAGCGGGGCAUACACAGUGAACUGUGACCUCUUCCCUUACUGGCCUAGUCGAGAUUAAUUUAGCCCCCCUUGGCUAGCCCGCGGUGACAGGCUGGGGUCCUGAGGGUUCCCUCUGACAUCUGUGUUGUCAGAACAUAUAUACUUCCAAGCAAGUCUUGCUAAGGUCAGAAUCUGAUAUUCAGUAACACUGCACCUAGACCACUUUAGUUUUCAUGAAUUGUUAGUGUUGCUGUAUAUUGUCAUAGUUUACACAAGUAUUCUUCAAACUGCACUAUAUUCCUUAUAUGGGUUUACCCAUACAAGAUUACGAUGUAAAUAAUUAAAUAACGUGAAAUUAGAUCAAUUACAAGCCCUAAUGACAUUGCCACUAACUUAACUGCUGCAUCACAUAACUGCUUAUUCGUGAGCACAAAUAAAAGGACUGUCCUUCUAUUUGAAUAUUUUAUAGUAUUGCCUGUUAAGCCAGAGCGUGAGUCAGCUUCACAUAGAGCCCCAUUAUUAUCCAAAAACUCUUAAAAACACUGAAGUUUAUUUUGAGUCAAUCAUACACCGCCCUUCAGCUGUAGAUAUUCACUCUAGCGCCAAAUGUGUAUUAACCCACAGCUGAAAGUAGUCCCCAAACAAAAUGCACUAUUCACUAUUGUUUGAGUAACUUUUAGUAGAAACAGUGGCCAGCUUUUACGGAAUUAUUCAGCCUUUCAAAAAAAUGUUAAUAUAUAAUUGUGACCCGUUAUUACAGAAUUUUUCUUUUCUUUUUUUAAUCACCAGAAAGAACAAACAGGGUAAGGAAGUUAAGAAGUAUUGGGAGACAAAAUAACAGUUUGCUUUGGUCUUUUCAAGGUAUUUUCUUGUCUUGUUGACAAAGGGAACAAUACAGAAAGUGAGCGUUUUAAUUGAAACAGUUGUCACUGCAUUACAUUUCAGUAUAUUAAGUCGACAUUAGAAUGUGUAAAGUUAAAUGAAUAAAGUGAUAUUGCAUCUACUGUAACUGUAUCAAAACGCACAAAUAAAACGACUUCAUACUUUAUCAUAACCUUGUCUUCAGUAUGCUUUUACUAUUACAGUGUUAUAACAUUUCCUAAACAAUCGGACAAUAAAACUUUUUAAAGUGGUUUAAAUAUUAAGUAUAGGGCCUAAAGAUGUCUUGGCAUUAAUGGAUAGUUUCACAACACUUUCAAUGCAUUGUGUGCUGAAUGCAACGUCUCUUGAUUUCACACGAUUCUGCCAGCGUUAACAGUCUGCUUCUUACUGUGCAUGCUAUUUAUGGUGUUAUGUAACAGACUGUGUUUUGCAGCAGGGCUCAUUAAGAGGGAGCUAAAUCAGCUGUCAGGAAUAGGCUACCUGAUAUAUUCUACAGCUGGGUGGCCGUUUGCCAUGUUAGCAAUGCAAUAGCCUCAGGCCUUGUAGCUUAGGGGCUGCUGUUUCUUUAUUUAUCUGGCUUCAGCUCCCAUCUACACUUUCAAUGGCAAAUCUAACUAUUCGCUUUCACCUUCGGUUUUUAGAACAAUGGUCAGGUUUGUAUAAGGUGCCAAGUCGGUGCCAAAAUAUCUAAAAAACAUCUUUAAUAUAUAAUACUAAGUCGUUCUUUUUUGCUGAAGUGAUUUGACUUUUAAUUUGAAUGGAACAGGAUGUGUUAAUACAGCAACAUCUCACAACUCACCCUGCAAUCCCCAUGUUUAUAAGAUAGAAACACUUCACCUAAACUGGCUCGACAAAAACAGUUUUAAGGAUAUAAUAUAUUUUCAUUCCCCUCCAUCUCAAUGAAACAGGGAUAUCACUGUAUUUUAAUCUCUCCCUCUUUUAAUGUUUCAGAUAUGCAACGCAUGCCAAAGCUGAUGUCGGUAUAACAAACACUGAGCCUUCACAGGCUCCUAACUCUACCACAGCUGAAAAUACUGCUAAUCACACACCGUGUCAAGAGCAGCACUCUAAUAUUGCAGAAGGCAUUUGCUGGCAUCUGGAGAAAACUUUAUAUUGCAUCAUUGCCAUAUGGUGUGAUGUAAUGGUGUCUCGUAAAGAACUUUUCCUUGGUUUAAAACCUGCUGUCACAAAGGACCAAAUGUGCCAAUCUGCAGCACACAGCAUAGGUAGGAACCACGUUGGGAGAUUGCAAUUUGAAUGGGCAGUUAUGUGGAAGGAAAAAAAUAAGCUAGUACUGGGAGUUUCUUCACUGGGACUGGCCAUUGAUGUGUUGUGACAGAUCAAAAAAAAAAAAGAAAAGAGGGAGUUGUGGGAAGAAUUCAGUAGGAAAAGUGAGCACACACUAUCACAUACAUGCACACCUCCAUUCAGUACAUUUGCACAUGAAGGGGAAGGGAUGGAAAGUCUUUCCAGUUGAGCGUGGGCGUAUUUGUGUGUUGACUCCAAAUUGCUAAAAGGGCCCAGAAGCUUUAUAUUGCAUUAAAUCUCCAACUCAGCUUUGUAGAAACUAGUUCAGGGUACCCGUUAUCUAGAGUGGGAGACAAGGCCUUUGCCUGACUGACGCCCACCACAACCCAGCACUUCUUUCACUCUUUUUGGAGAUCGUUUUAAGCUCCGUCUUUUGAAGGGAGGCCAGUUAUACCUCCAGGGCUGAGGGGGAGAAAAAAGUGUGUUUGCGUUGAGUCGGCAUGCGACAGUCUCACCCAUCUCCCUUUACUCCCUUUUAUUU
Anarrhichthys ocellatus (wolf-eel) is the source of this 4724-nucleotide messenger RNA. Its product is annotated as glucosidase 2 subunit beta-like. Gene Ontology annotation, molecular function: calcium ion binding; protein binding. The record is from RefSeq and is a predicted model, not a curated record. Bases 740 to 2101 code for a protein of 453 amino acids. Lineage: Eukaryota; Metazoa; Chordata; Actinopteri; Perciformes; Anarhichadidae. Gene Ontology annotation, biological process: liver development; N-glycan processing. The transcript is spliced from 15 exons. Gene Ontology annotation, cellular component: glucosidase II complex.